Propithecus coquereli (Coquerel's sifaka) is the source of this 739-nucleotide messenger RNA. RefSeq names its product transmembrane protein 88 (gene TMEM88). The record is from RefSeq and is a predicted model, not a curated record. Gene Ontology annotation, molecular function: PDZ domain binding. Gene Ontology annotation, biological process: negative regulation of canonical Wnt signaling pathway. NCBI's taxonomy places the organism in Eukaryota, Metazoa, Chordata, Mammalia, Primates, Indriidae. Gene Ontology annotation, cellular component: plasma membrane. The transcript is spliced from 2 exons. Bases 4 to 483 code for a protein of 159 amino acids.
GCCAUGGCGGAUGUCCCCGGGGCGCAGCGACCGGUUCCCAGCGGUGGCCCAGAGCCCCGGGACCCCCUGGACUGCUGGGCCUGCGCUGUGCUGGUAACGGCCCAGAAUCUGCUGGUGGCUGCCUUCAAUCUUCUCCUGCUGGCGCUGGUGCUGGGGACUAUUUUGCUACCCGCCGUCACCAUGCUGGGUUUCGGCUUCCUCUGCCAUUCACAGUUCCUGCGAUCCCAGGCACCCCCUUGCACCGCGCACCUGCGGGACCCGGGCUUCACAGCCCUGCUGGUCACCGGAUUCCUGCUCCUCGUGCCGCUGCUCGUGCUUGCUCUGGCCAGCUACCGCCGCCUCUGCCUGCGUCUCCGCCUGGCCGACUGCCUCGUACCCUACAGCCGAGCCCUCUAUCGGCGACGGCGCGCCCCGCAGCCGCUGCAAACCCGGGCCUCACCAGGGUCCCCAGCCAUUCCCACAUCAGGAAAGGUCUGGGUCUGAGGAAACCUCAAGUCUAGAGCAACUGAGACGGCAGCAGUCCCUCCCUUUCCGCCGCCCAAGGACUUGAAGCCCCGGGGUUUUCUGCCCUGCCCCCACUCCUGCCUGAGCCGGGUCCUAGCAUCCCCUUAGAGAACAGCAUCAUCAGGAACCCAAUGCUGGUGAAAAUUCCCACACCCCGGAAAACCCACUUUCUUCUCACUACCUACGUCUAAAUCCUGAAUAUCUGGGCUGGACCCUAUACAGGCGCCCGUGCACA